Dendronephthya gigantea is the source of this 1347-nucleotide messenger RNA. RefSeq lists its product as uncharacterized. The record is from RefSeq and is a predicted model, not a curated record. The coding region runs from base 103 to 1314 and encodes 403 amino acids. NCBI's taxonomy places the organism in Eukaryota, Metazoa, Cnidaria, Anthozoa, Malacalcyonacea, Nephtheidae. The transcript is spliced from 15 exons.
GUGUAAUCAGUUAUCAGUAUCAUGACUUUCAUCAUAGUCUUUGCAUUUUAUUUGUGACAUUUGUAUUGUCACGUCAACAAUGAUUGUCAAUUUGUGUGUGACAUGAAUUCGGAAAUUAAUAAGAAGACACCAGCUUUUAUAUAUGGAAAAGAGUUUAAGUUAUCCAAGGUUCUUGGAAAUUUACAGGCAUAUAAGCUAGCGACUGGUGAUGUUGGACAAGCAGAAAGAGAAGAAGUUUCAAGAAAGCAUGGAAAUAAUUUGGGUGCCCUAUAUGGUGAUCUAAUCACGAAAGCUUCCCUUGAAAGUGGCAAAAUCAAAAGAAAGCAAGAAGAUGAGGUCGAUAUCUUUAAGAAAAGAAAAAGACGAAAGAAACGAAACAGACAGAAUGGAGAAGAAAAGAAAGAUGGACCACAUUAUCCAGUUCCGACUGUUGUGAACGAAACCCUGGAAGAAGCUCUACCUCUGCCGGAAUGGUUGAAACAAGAUGAGGAUAACAAUCCUAGUUUAUCAAAAGAAGAGAGUAGUGAUAGUGACAACAAGGAAAGCGAGACAAUGGAUUUUUUUGGUUUGUCUACUGGACAAAACGGCCAGAGUUCUCCAGAAGAGUCCGAUGAUGCAACAAUGAGAAAUGUGUCAAAAGGAUCGCCCAAUGUCGAAGGAACUACGAAAACCUCAGAGAAUGUUCUUGACCCCACCGCAAUUGCUUUAACGACAUAUUCAUGUUCCAGGUGUAACAGACGAGGUCAUCUCACAGAACACUGCACCAUUCCACAAGCUGAGAGAAAGAAAUACCAUCAUCUUCAUGUUGAGAACACAAGUCACAGAAGUGCCGAUAUUCAAGACCUAUUUUUACAGUGUAGAAAAUUAAAACGUUUAAAGAAUGUCAGUUGCAUCGACUGUGGCAGUACAUCGAACUUAGCAUUCUGCUUCGAAUGCCGAGUAACUCUGUGUGAUGGACGCGGUCAUUUAAUUGAACACUUACUAAAGUUUCCGACACACAAAAGACUUUAUUCGCAUAAACUGCAAAAAGUAUUGAAAUGCUCCAACUCCUCAUGUAGUAUUGUGGAUGUUGAUAAACUUCUGGUCUGUCCUCAAUGUCUGAGUAAGGUUUUCGACAAACAGUAUUCACUUGUUAAUGCAACUUGGUCAAACCGCGGGCUUAGGUCCAUCACAAAUAUUCUCUGUUGCGAGGAACACUUUCACUGGCAUCGUAUGAACUGUUACGAGUCUUCAGGUGAACGGCUGUUUAAGUCUGAAAAUUUGCUGAAGUUACAACAAGAAAAUAGUGGUCUAAUGAGUGAGUUCUUUUUCUGAAGAACAUGAAAACCCAGGAACAUUGUGUACAAG